Nelumbo nucifera (sacred lotus) is the source of this 1010-nucleotide messenger RNA. Its product is annotated as photosystem II reaction center proteins PsbY, chloroplastic-like. Gene Ontology annotation, molecular function: manganese ion binding. NCBI's taxonomy places the organism in Eukaryota, Viridiplantae, Streptophyta, Magnoliopsida, Proteales, Nelumbonaceae. Gene Ontology annotation, biological process: cell redox homeostasis; photosynthesis. The record is from RefSeq and is a predicted model, not a curated record. Gene Ontology annotation, cellular component: membrane; photosystem II; chloroplast thylakoid.
AUUACCAUUCUGCCUUCCUCUGACACAAAUCUAUAUUCUACCUUUGAAGGUUGAAGGUUGAAGCUUGAAGCCAGCGGUCUAUCUCCUCUUCGAGUGUUCUGAUCUCUCCCUUUGCUGAGACCCUCAAGAAAGUCACAGUGUACGUGAAGAAGGUCGCAAUGGCAACGACUAUAGCUACAAUGGCCAUGCUCAAUGCUAAAUGCUUCAGCAUCAAAUCAGCUUCACCCAAUAAUCUCAACGCCUCCAAUAAGCCAUCUGUAAAACCCAUCUCCCUCCUUUCCCUUCAAAACCUCCCCAAAGGCCUUAUCACUUCCAAAUCCUCGGACGGUUCAAACUUGGCAGGGACUGCUAUCGCUGGUGCCAUCUUCUCUACAUUGAGUUCUUGCGAUCCAGCCUUGGCAGCCCAACAAAUUGCAGAGAUCGCCGAAGGCGAUAACCGUGGGCUUGCAUUACUACUGCCCAUAAUCCCCGCGAUUGCUUGGGUGCUCUUCAACAUUCUUCAACCGGCUCUCAACCAAAUUAACCGAAUGAGGAGCUCAAAGGGGAUCAUCGUGGGGCUGGGGCUUGGUGGAUUGGUUGCGUCGUCUAGCUUUAUGUCUACACCUAGUGCGUCAGCCAGUGAAAUUGCCAUGAUUGCCGACGCUUCCACGAGCGAUAGUCGAGGUACGCUUCUGUUGGUGGUUGUUGCUCCGGCUAUUCUUUGGGUCCUCUACAACAUUCUUCAACCAGCUUUGAACCAGAUCAACAGGAUGAGGUCGCAAUAAGAUGGAAUAUUAUAUAUAUAUAUAUAUAUGGGAUGGGUGGCUCUGGCUCUUUCAGAAGAUUGUUACACCUCUUCUUAAUUCUGGAUGAUUUUCACCCCCUUCUCUCCAUUUUGUUUUUUCCUUUCUCACUCUAGUUGUUGCAUGGUGGAUACUCAUAGAUGGUUAUCUGAAUUGAAUUGUAUCUCUGUAGGGUUCAUGUAUAUCAAAGCUAUAUGGUUAAUUUCUGUAUCUACUCUUUUUUUUUUU